AUGAAAGCACACCGUGUCCGCUACUAUGUACGGCUACCUCGGGGACACCUGGCUCGGGAGGCGUUUGAAGAGGCUAUGGCACUGGACGCGAUGGGGAAGGGCAACUGGGUAGCAGACUUGCGAGCUGUGAUUUCGGAGCUGCCCUACUCGACGUCAUUUCCGGACGCCCAGUCGGUGCGGGAUGAGCAGAUAUGGUUGGAUCUGACAAAGGACAUCCGGACAGGGGCUGACAAAUGGCUACACACGCUCCUCGAGGACAACGAACUGCUAUACCUGCUACACGGGAGGAAGGAGCGAGUGGGAUCGGGUGAAGUUAGAGUGGUGCGACGGUCUUUUGCGGGGGUACCUCAGAAUCGGGAAUCGAGACCACCGUGUGGCGCUCACCAAACUACUGGUCGCAAACCACACCCUUCGCUCGGUAACUGGUCGGCGGAAGAGACACCCGAACACGUCCUAUUGGAAUGUCGUGGGGUCGCUGAGGUGAUCACCCAGAGACAGAGGGUGCGACAGCUGCUAAUGAACGUCUUGAAGCCAGACGAUAUGGAACGCAUCCGAAGCGUGGGGAGCAGGGGCACCGACCAACUGCGCAUUCUCAUCAGCAUCGACAAGGCCAGCGUGAUAGUGGCACCCUUUGCGUACAAGGUCAUGAAGACGGUUCGACAGGUAGCAUCGUAA
Molecule: messenger RNA, 675 nt
Organism: Coprinopsis cinerea okayama7#130
Lineage: Eukaryota; Fungi; Basidiomycota; Agaricomycetes; Agaricales; Psathyrellaceae
Exons: 2
Coding region: 1-675 (224 amino acids)
Source: RefSeq, a predicted model, not a curated record